AUGGCUCCCAAGGAAGACAAACCGACUGUGCCUAUCCAGCCAGUCCCCGAGAAACGCGGCUAUGAGUUUGGAGGACCAAUAGGAGCAUUUGGCAUUGUCUUUGGUCUCCCCGUCCUUGUGUAUUGCUUCGCCUUCUUCUGCAAUGACGUCUCAGGAUGCCCGGCGCCGUCUCUCCUCCAUCCUUCGACCCUGUCCCUUGAGAAGCUGAAACAAGAGAUUGGUUGGCCCGAGGGGGGUAUCAGCGCUCUCUACGACACCCAGGUUACCCUCUGGGUGCUCGCGUACUACUUUCUCAGUCUCGUGAUGCAGAUAUUCCUGCCAGGUCAAGAGGUGGAGGGCGUGGUUCUGGCAUGCGGUGGACGGCACAAAUACAAGUUCAAUGCGUUUCUCUCAGCAGUCUUGAUUCUGGCCGGCUGUGCGGCGGGGACCUAUCUCUACGGUGCAGAUUUCGUGGUCUGGACCUUCCUCUGGGACAACUACCUGCAGGUGCUGACGGCGAACCUGCUGAUCACUGUGGUCAUCUCCAUCUGGGUCUACGUGAGAAGCUUCUCGAUUCCAGAGCCUGGACAGCCCAAUCCGGAGCUUCGUGAAUUGGCUCCUGGCGGCCACAGCGGCAAUGUUCUGUACGACUUUUUCAUUGGCCGGGAGCUCAAUUCUCGCAUCAAAUUGCCCAUCCCUUUUGUCAGCGAGGUUUCGCGCACGAUCGAUAUCGGCGUCUUCUGUGAAAUGAGGCCCGGUCUGCUCGGUUGGGUGCUUCUCGAUCUCUCGAACAUCGCGCACCAGUACCGAACCUAUGGCUACAUCACCGACUCGAUCGUCCUCAUCACCCUAUUUCAGGCCUUCUAUGUUCUGGACGCACUUUACAUGGAGCCGGCCAUUUUGACCACCAUGGACAUCAUCAUGGACGGAUUUGGAUACAUGCUCGCGUUUGGCGAUUUGGUGUGGGUGCCAUUUAUCUACUCCACGCAAACGCGGUAUCUGGCGGUUUUCCCGCUCGAACUGGGCGCCAGUGGCGUCGCUAUCGUGCUGGCAGUCUCGGGCAUUGGCUACUAUAUUUUCCGCAGCGCCAACAACCAGAAGAAUCGCUUCCGGACGAAUCCAGAUGACCCUCGCGUGAAGCACCUCAAGUUCAUCACCACGGCCAGUGGCUCCAAGCUGAUCACAUCGGGCUGGUGGGGUACCGCUCGCCAUAUCAAUUACCUCGGCGAUUGGAUCAUGUCGUGGGCCUAUUGUCUUCCGACUGGAGUGGCGGGCUACGUCAUUCAGGAGACGAUCAAUCCCACAACGGGGGAUACUGUGCGGCGUGCUGUGCAGACUCCCGAAGUCCGUGGCUGGGGUAUGAUCUUCACCUACUUCUUCCUCGUGUACUUUGGCAUUCUGCUCAUCCAUCGGGAGAGGCGGGAUGAAGAGAAGUGCAAGAAGAAGUAUGGCGCCGACUGGGACAGAUAUACGUCGAUGGUGCGGAGUCGCAUCAUUCCUGGCAUCUAUUGA
Messenger RNA from Rasamsonia emersonii CBS 393.64, 1491 nucleotides. Its product is annotated as Delta(14)-sterol reductase. Gene Ontology annotation, cellular component: endoplasmic reticulum membrane. Gene Ontology annotation, molecular function: Delta14-sterol reductase activity. Gene Ontology annotation, biological process: ergosterol biosynthetic process. Lineage: Eukaryota; Fungi; Ascomycota; Eurotiomycetes; Eurotiales; Trichocomaceae. Bases 1 to 1491 code for a protein of 496 amino acids. The record is from RefSeq and is a predicted model, not a curated record. The transcript is spliced from 3 exons.